AUGUUCUAUGGGACGGCGGUUUGGGAUCCAUGGCUCAUUGUUUCCCAAAUCGUUUGUCUCCAGUGUCUUUACUAUCUUACUCUGGGAUUCUUUAUGGUCGUACUUGUGGGAUCCCGUGUAAAGCGGAUGAGCUUAGUUUACUUCUUUGACUUCUCCACACUUACUGCUUCAACAGUAACCGGUUGGUGUGCCAUCAUUUCGUUCCUCCUAAGCGCUAUUGCGGGGUAAGCAGUCAUCGUCAUUAAUUCAGUCCUAGUUCUUUAGUAAAUUUACUGGAUAGACGCGGGUAUCGUGAAUGGUUUGCCAAUGUAUUACUUGUACUGCUAUAAACUGCGAGAACUAAGAUUAGAAGUAGGGAUUGCGUUACUUCUCUGGCUUCUGGAUGCCAGGGUUGAUGUGCUUCUUUGAUGGUUGAUUGCGGGUUUUGAUAUUUGUUUCGUCUUGCAUUUUAAUUGCCCUUGAAGUUUAUAUGGAUCCUUGCUUGGAAUUUGUCGGGCAUUUUAUUUAUGAAAUAAUGUGACGUGCAGAUAUCUAGAAAAUAAGAAGUGGGAUCUUGAAGAAUAGAUUGUUUCCAUUUAUUUUGAAUUUCUACCUAUCUAUUUUUACUUAUGGCUGAUUGAAACCCCUUUUUUUUGGAAGCAAAAAAUGCAAGACAGAAGGGAACCGUUACUUCCCCCACCUUCUUUUUUUCGUUUUUCUUUUCUUAAGCGAUUCAUUUGAGGGGGGGGGGGGAUGGUUAUCGGUGGAACUAUUUGUAGCUUGAGGUGUGGUGUGCGAGAGGCCAGUUUCAGAUCGACCAAUUAACGUCUUGGAUCUUGUGAAAUCUUCUUUUCGUUUGUGGAGAAGAUUAUGUGAUAUACUGUGCCUCCAAAACUAUUAAUGUUGGUUGUUUCUGAGCAUCUAAGGGUCAACAAUGUUAAAAGAUCUUAUGGUGGGUUGAAGUUCUCACCUCUGAUACCAAAUGUAGAAAGCUUAGAGCCAGCACCGGUUGCUAAAUCUCUUACUUAUCUCUAUUUCCCUGGGAAUGUCUCUUUUUUGAGAUUCUUAGUGCAUCUUGUAGAUUUUUUUUUCAGUAAUAUGAAAAUUGAUAGUUAGGAGCCUACAUCUUUACUAGCAUGGGAUUUCCAAUCCCUAUCUGUUGCUUAUUGCACAAUUUUUUUUAAUCAUCUCUUGUCCAGCUUUAAGACAAGCUAUAGUAGGAAAAAGCUUUGAGACCAUCAGAAAUUUUGUCGUGGUAUGGUAAAGUACAAAGAGAAAGCCCCAAAGGAGUGUAGAUUUUGUCUUCUAGCUGAUGUCUGUUGAUGUGGACUACUGGAAAGAGUUUACUAAAAAUCCAGUGGGGAUGAGAUAUCAAGUCGAGUGUACGUUUCAUGAGUGAAGCAUCUUAAAGAUGCUCUGAUGGUAUUUUCAAUGAUUCUGGAUUACGGUAUCUCAAAAUCAUUGACUGAUUGAUGUCCUGUCAUUUAUCAGUUCUAUCAGAGGGAUUAGCAAAUUGGGGAUCAUGGGUAAUUUACCAGAAAAAUGUCGUUCACGCACCAAGGAUACAUGAAAAAGCGAGCCUUUUGGAAGGUUUAAGCGGAUUAAUUGUAUUAUUAUUAGGGAUACGCUGCCAAGGAAAAAAUUCAGUCGACUUGAAAUUGAUGGAUGUUAAAAAGCCUUAGGUGAUACUGAACCAUCUCGAGCACACUUCAUGUGUUAGAAUGUUGGAGGUGUGUUCAACAUGGAAGCUUACCCUAGAAUUUCGGGAAGUUGCUUCAGGCAAAUGAGGACUUUGUCACUAGCUUUCCAAUGGCUACAUCCCCCCAAACAAACUCAUUUCUCAUACCACCGUUAUUGCCUCAAGAUCUUUUUCUGUGUUGUAAUGAACGUGUAGUUAAUCCCUGUACUACAUGAUGAGGGAGUUGACUGCUCAAUUCCUAUUGAAGAAAAAUAGUUAAGAAAGAAACUGCUAUGUCCCUCCCUGUCACUCUCUCACCUCCAUCUUUUAAACCCUCUCUCCUGUUCUGCCUUUUCCCUCUCCCUUCCCCAUCUGUUUUUGUUUGUGGGUAGAUGUAUUUGUGGAGUGAGGACUUGUGCACACCUUUUCAUAUCAGGUUGUUUCUUACAGCCUCUGUAAGUCUGCCCCCCCCCAAACACACAUGUACGCACGCACGCACAUGUAGAUGCACAGUGCACAGACAAACCCUUGCACUCACAGUGAUGGAGGGGGACGGGUAGAUCUAUUAUCUUUCGUUUAUGGAGCAAACAUAAGAUACUUAAAUAUUUGGAACCUCAUGAAGUUGAUUCGUCAUAUGGUGGUAUUUUUUUGGAGUAAAAUGAAAGGAAAAAAAGGCAACUGGUGCCUGCAUUGCAAUUGCCCUCUUUUCGUUUCUGAGGGGGAUAAGAAAAUAAGAAGUUUGUUGAUACUUGGGGAAAUUGAUCUGAAAGGAGUGUAAAAUAGCGCACAGUUUAGCAGUAAUAGAUCUUAUUGUCAAAGAUGCCCAUACUUAUUUGCUUCACUGAAAUUUUGGUGUCUCACCUUCUUUUCCCUUCUUCCCUCAAUAUGCAGCCCCACGUAUACAUCCAGUUUUUUCUGCUUGUAUUCAUUCACCCAUGGGAAUGGCUGACACGAUAAGGGGUUGUCCACUUCACCCAACUCUACACGCGCUGUGUUUGAAGAAAGGUAGUAAGAUUACUGAAGUGUUGGGCCCUGCUUGACCCAUUCUUGUCUCCAUUCCUGUUCAGUAGAUAACACCACUAAGUAAGAUUGGCUGGGAGAUUAGAUUUUCUAGUCCCAUUCCUGUUAGUAGAUAACAACACCACUAAUUUUAGGGUUGUUUUUGUAAAUUUUAAUAUCAGGAGAGAUAAGAAAUGGGUUUCAUCAAGUCUGUGUUGCCAGUUCCUUCUAAGUUAGGUUUGUUGUAAUCCUUCUAUUUGUCUGUCUUGGACAUGUAAUUUGGCGUUUUAUGCCGUUUUCCAGUCCAUCUUGACUCGUAGAUAUCUUUUUGAAAUGAGGUGGAGUGGCAGAAGAGUUAGCUGUACUGGUUUCUCAUUGUUUGUGUCUAGGAAUGCCAUGCCAUGAUUGAUUUGACUCUCUUGGCUUAUUCCGUUGGUAGUUCAGUUCCUCUGGAGUGAAUUCAUCAUAGAAUUCAUGUUCCUUCUCCCACUUGUUUGGGAUCUAAUGGAUGCUGUUGUUGUUGCUGUUCCCCCUUCUGAUAAUGCAAGGAUUGAGAUCACCUGUGGUGGAGGUCAUUGUGCUCAAAUCCUCAAUUCACAUCCGAUUCUCAACCUGAAAAUUCCUUUAUACCUCCUUUAUACCCGAAAAAAAAUGUGGUGAAGAGCAACUGCGUUCCUUGUCGAAUUUAAAGUGUUAUGGCAUUCGAAAGAAGCAUCCCAAUGCAUUCAUUAGCUGGCAAUGUUUCAAUUCGGUGGAGAAUGUAAGUUCAUCAUUGCUACUUGGACAUGACUGCCAUUAAUCUAGUGUUGUUGUUGUUGAUGAGAAAACGUAAAUUCACCAUGGCUACAGAUCCGACAAUAAAUCUAUUAGGGUGUAAAUAACCAUUCCUGCACUGUUCUCGUCAGGAGCAAGUGCUAAACAAGUUGGAGACAGAAGGAGAAGAUUGAAAUCAUCUGCCAAACGUGGAAAAGAUAGAAACGGGAAUCCAUCUACCCAAAUCAUUUUUCUUGAGUUGCUUGUGGGAUCAGCACACUGCUUUUCUUGCUCCAAGUUCUUCUACCCAUUUGAUGCUUCCCCUCUUCUUUAAACUUACCGAAUUAGGAAUCUAACACUGCCGAUCUUCGAUUUUAUUGCUUAUUGGUGACUGAACUUUGUCAUGUUUUGUGAUUUAUUAUGUUGCAGACUGGUCGAUUCCUGUUUCUCGCACAGUUCCAUUGUUUCCAUGUUUAGCCAUAUCAUGAUGCUACCCAUCUUAUUGCUGUUCUUUGACUUCUUUUCCGAUUAUUACCAUAUAUCAUGCUGAUGUGCAUUGUUCUUCCUCUGUUCUUGGGCAGCGCCGGUUUUUUACUUCAUCUGAUCGAAAGGGCCAAGAAGUGCUUAGAUUUCUCUGCGACUUUAUUCAUCAUCCACCUCUUGAUCUGCAUCGUCUAUGGGGGCUGGCCAUCCUCUGUCACAUGGUGGGUCGUGAACGGUGCCUGCUUGGUGGUGAUGGCAUUGGUCGGCGAAUGGCUGUGCAUCAGGCGCGAGCUCCAGGAGAUUCCCAUCACCCGUCUCCGUUCAAGUGAGUUCUUCAUCUGCUCGCAUGAUCUGAAGCGCCGUGCUGGCGUUGACCCUACCUCCCCAUCUACUGCAUUUUUUGGGCUUCAGUUUCGUGUACCCAAAAUUAAUUAUGCAUUACCCAUGAAUCAAUCUUCAUUUUUUUGGGCGUUGACCGGGGAUCUGUCGUUACCCACAUCCUCAUGCUUUUUUCUUCAAGUACGUUGACUAUGUGGCUAUAUAUAUAUUAUCUUUUCUCAUUAGGAUUUUAGUGCAGGGUUCAGAUAAAGGUGAAGGGUGCCAAUUCGGCCCGAUUUUCUGAUUUAUUUGUACUUUUUAUGAGAAAAGUCAAUCGACGGCGUCGUUGUAAGGCCCCAUCCCUGUCUCUUUGCAGAUGUUUGA
Spirodela intermedia is the source of this 4594-nucleotide messenger RNA. NCBI's taxonomy places the organism in Eukaryota, Viridiplantae, Streptophyta, Magnoliopsida, Alismatales, Araceae. The record is from the annotation of a GenBank genome assembly.